Molecule: messenger RNA, 1384 nt
Organism: Salvia miltiorrhiza (redroot sage)
Lineage: Eukaryota; Viridiplantae; Streptophyta; Magnoliopsida; Lamiales; Lamiaceae
Exons: 8
Coding region: 230-1015 (261 amino acids)
Cellular component (GO): cytoplasm
Molecular function (GO): 5'-deoxynucleotidase activity
Source: RefSeq, a predicted model, not a curated record
CUUAAAUCUUAAACCUAACAUCCUCUAAAUUAUCUUUCCCAAUUCAUCGCAGCGCCUUGUGGCUGUCGUCAAAAAGCCCCAGACUAGAAAAAGGACAAGAAAUUGACCAGAAAAAGGCACAAAUUAGGGGCCGGGUAAUCUAUUUAGCCUAAAUUACAGCUGCAACAAAAAUUGAUUGUGUUGCAUUCAUAAUCAAGUUUCAUUUUUUUUUUUUCCCAUCAGUUUAACAAUGGCGUCCGCAGCGGCGGCUAAAGCGAACCCAUAUUCCAUUGCAAACACUAAUCUGCAAAAAAUAGGAUUUUCCCACAAAUCCCCCAUAAAAGUCCCUUUUUGUUCAGACUCGCCUAGCCCAAGACUCGUCGCGGCUCAUUCCAACAACCCGAAUCUGGAUUCCGCCAAAAUGGGUAAAAGUGUUUCUGGGUUUGGAUCGGCGCCCGGAAGCCCGGAAAGUUUGCAUGCGUCUCCAUCUCCUUCUGCCGCCAUUGAUUUUCUCACAUUGUGUCAUCGUCUGAAGUCUACAAAACGGAAAGGAUGGCUGAAUCAUGGCAUAAAGGGUCCUGAAUCAAUAGCUGAUCACAUGUAUCGUAUGUCAUUGAUGGCUUUGAUUGCUGAUGAUGCUCCUGGCGUUAACAGGGAAAGGUGUAUCAAGAUAGCAAUUGUUCAUGACAUCGCAGAAGCCAUUGUUGGAGAUAUAACCCCAUCUGAUGGUGUGCCAAAGCAUGAAAAGAGUAGAAUGGAGCAAGAGGCGUUAGAUGAAAUGUGCAAAGUUCUUGGUGGUGGGAUGAGAGCUGAUGAAAUACAAGAACUAUGGCAAGAGUAUGAAACCAACUCAUCUUUAGAGGCCAACCUUGUGAAAGAUUUUGACAAAGUUGAAAUGAUUCUACAAGCGUUAGAGUACGAAACAGAGCAUGGGAAGAUCUUGGAUGAAUUCUUUCUGUCAACUGCCGGAAAAUUUCAAACUGAAAUCGGGAAAAGAUGGGCAGCCGAAAUCAUUUCCAGAAGAAAUUCAAGAUGAGCAAUAGGUCUAACUAGUCCCUUGAUUCAUCCCCUGGACUAAAUUUAAUCGUCUCUGGUCAUUUUGUCACGGCAGUUCUCGACUAGAAGCAAUGCUCGGGAAGACGAAGCAGAAAUCAGAUUUUAACAUAGCAGACAUCCUUUUUCAUUCAGGAGUUUGUGAGUUCCUUCUUUCCUUGAGGGACCUUGUUUUAGCAGUGUUACUACUCUUGUAGGUUACUUUAAGAUUAAUACUCUUUUUGUGUUAAUCAUCAUCAAUAAGUCGAAUGCUCGUUUUUUCAUGAACGUGAUUUCUGAUGCAUUGCUUCAGUUUGACUGAGAUUUAAUUAAACCCAAUUUGAAUUAAUAAAAACAAAGAAGAUUUUGGAUA